UAGAUUUUAUCGUGGUCGCCAAUAGAACUUGAUGUAGGGAACGUUUCUUCACCUGUUGUGUAAGACGCGUCUCGUGGAGAUGUCUCGGUAUGGAUAGUUCACAAAGGCAUUGUCCCCACACCACAGCUCCAGUGUGACAAUGUAGGUCAGGUUCAAUGUAGCGUCCCUCUAAGGAGAAGGAGGCUCUGCUCGGAGCACACGCAGAUGGGACCCUACAUGUCACCCGCCUCUUUCCUGUACACAACUUCAUAGGAAGUCUGUGUGCUCAGCCAGAGCUUCACCUUCAUUUCCUCUCCCUGCUCUCCUGUCAUAUCCAGUCUCUCAAACUCAUGGACUCGACACGUCUGUGACAGCAGCUGCCGGGAGACGACGAUGAUGGGCUGUGGAGCCUCCAUAGACAUUCAGGACGCUUUGCUGACUCUCGGUUCCGCCAUCGACAUCCCCUGCCUCCGCGACGCCAUCAAAGAUGCCGUUACUUCUGUUUUGCCAAAAGUGGACAAUGCCUUUAUCUACCUGCUGGACGCCGACAGCCGGUUGGUGUGCGAUGACCCGUACCACGAGCUGCCACAGGAAGGAAAACUCAGGGAUUCUGUUCUGCUCCGGAAGAGGAUUGAAUGCAGUGGACUGACCCCGUCUGAGCUCUUGGGUCAGAGGAUGAGCAGUCUGGCAGCACCACUUCCCCCAGAUAAACAAGUGCUGAUUCUACCCCUGAUAGAACAGGACAGUGGGCGAGUCGUCUGCGUCAUACUGAUGUACUGCAGUCCGCUGAGCGAUUACGAUGAACAGAACCUGCGGACUCUGGAGCGACACAUGGUGGUGGCUUGUAAACGGGUGGUGGCGGUCCAGAAGUUACAACCGUGGCCCCAAGUCAGUCUAUCAACGGGCUCUUCUGAAAAAUCAUUGGUCAAACCAGAACCUGUUCAGAAUGAAAGUUACGAUGAACUAGACCGGAAGAUCCUGCAGUUAUGUGGUGAACUCUACGACCUGGACGCGGCGUCUCUCCAGAUCAAAGUCAUUCAUUACCUUGAAGAACAGACGCAGUCGCCGUGUUGCUGCCUCCUCCUGGUAUCUGAGGACAGUCACCAGCUCUUCUGUCAGGUCGUCGGAGAUAAAGUAUUAGAAGAAGAGAUAAGUUUUCCAUUGACAUUCGGACAUUUGGGUCAGGUUGUGGAUAAGAAGAAAUCCAUCACGCUCCAGGACAUCAGCUCUGAGGAGCACAAGCAUCUGAACAACAUGUUGGGCUUCGAGGUCCACUCUAUGCUCUGCGUCCCCGUCAUAAGUCGGGCAACCUCCCAGGUGGUGGCCUUGGCUUGUGCCUUUAACAAGCAUGGGGGAAGCUACACAGAGGUGGAUGAACACAAGAUCCAUCAUUGCUUCUGCUACACGUCCACCGUCCUCACCAGCACGCUGGCCUUCCAGAAGGAGCAGAAGCUGAAGUGCGAAUGUCAAGCCCUGCUGCAAGUUGCCAAAAACCUCUUCACACAUUUGGAUGACGUAUCGGUUCUGCUUCAGGAAAUUAUAACAGAAGCUCGAAAUCUCAGCAACGCAGAAAUAUGUUCUGUUUUUCUACUUGAGAGGCACAGCCACGAACUUGUCGCCAAAGUCUUUGAUGGAGGAGUCGUAGAUGAUGAGAGCUACGAGAUAAGGAUCCCAGCAGAUCAGGGCAUCGCGGGGCAUGUAGCCACCACUGGCCAAAUUCUGAAUAUCAAAGAUGCUUAUUCACAUCCGCUGUUCUACCGUGGCGUGGACGACAGCACCGGAUUUAGGACAAGGAAUAUCCUGUGUUUCCCCAUUAAAAAUGAGAGUAAUGAGGUCAUCGGUGUGGCUGAGCUGGUCAACAAAAUUAAUGGUCCUGGAUUUACCAAAUUUGAUGAAGAUUUGGCUACAGCCUUCUCCAUUUAUUGCGGGAUCAGUAUCGCUCAUUCGCUGCUGUAUAAGCAGGUGCGAGAAGCCCAGUUCAGGAGUCACCUGGCCAACGAGAUGAUGAUGUAUCACAUGAAGGUUUGUGAAGAAGAAACCAAGAAACUGGAAAGUAACGGAAUUACACUAGUUUCUAAAAUUGAUCAAAAUUUUGCCAAUUUCAGCUACACCCCCCGAUCUCUCCCUGAGGAUGAUACCACUAUGGCCACGCUCAGUAUGUUUGAAGACAUGGGCUUUCUCACCAACUACAAGAUUGAUCGGAUGACGCUCAUCAGAUUUUGCCUUAUGGUGAAGAAGGGGUACAGAGACCCUCCAUAUCACAACUGGAUGCACGCCUUCUCUGUGACGCACUUCUGCUACCUGCUCUACAAGAACCUGGAGCUCCUCAAUUACUUAGAGGACUUUGAAAUAUUUGCCUUGUUUGUGUCGUGUUUGUGCCAUGAUCUGGAUCACAGGGGGACGAACAAUUCCUUCCAGGUGAACUCGAAAUCUGUUCUGGCCGGUCUGUACAGCUCCGAGGGCUCUGUGAUGGAGAGACAUCACUUUGCUCAGGCCAUUGCCAUCCUCAACUCAGAAGGGUGUAACAUUUUCGAACAGUUUUCACGGAGGGAUUAUCAGAGGAUGCUGGAUCUCAUGCGAGACAUUAUCUUGGCCACAGAUUUGGCGCAUCACCUUCGUAUCUUCAAAGAGCUUCAGAAAAUGGCGAAUGAUGGUUAUGAUCCCAAAAACAAACACCACCACAACCUCCUGAUCUGCCUUCUCAUGACCUCGUGUGACCUCUCAGAUCAAACCAAAGGCUGGACGACCACCAGAAAGAUUGCGGAGCUGAUCUACAAAGAAUUCUUCUCUCAGGGAGACCUGGAGAAAGCCAUGGGGAACCGGCCGAGCGAGAUGAUGGACCGUGAAAAGGCGUACAUCCCUGAACUGCAGAUCAGCUUCAUGGAGCACAUUGCCAUGCCCAUCUACAAGCUGAUGAAGGACCUGUUCCCCCGCUCCGCCGAGCUCUACGAGAUUGUGGCUUCUAACCGAGUGAAGUGGAAUCGGGUGUCCCACAAAUUCACCAUCCGAGGUCUGCCCAGCAACAACUCGCUGGAUUUCCUGGAUGAAGAAUACGACAUUCAUGAUAGUAUGGACGAGGACUAUAAUAAACUCAAUGGUAGCCUGGACACGAAGGGAGUGAACGGAUCGGCAGAGUGACCUCACACGGCGCAGACCCCCUAUAUAUACAUAUAUCUAUAUCUCCAGUGUGAGGCCCAUCGAUUGUGCACAAAUUCUCCAGGUUGUUUUGCCGUCAGUGUGCAGUGCAAAGUAAGUUACACCAGAUGGCGCUGUGGAGCUGUCCCUGCUCGCCAAAGCCAGGGCCACGCGGAAUGAUCCACCCUGCGAAUCCCGCCUCAAAGUCGUGCGCACGAAACCUACAGAGGUGGAACAUUCCCCAAGCUUUAGAUAAUUUUCUGCAAACGAAUAAGAGAUUUAGUUAUUCGGGGUCCCACUGCUGCUGGCGUGUGAAAUGGAGCGCCGCGCCGCUGAUCUCAUCCACAUAUCGCGUUGAGUAACUUUGUAAAUAUUUUGCGUUACUGAUCUUCUUCCUAAUUCGAAUUUUGUCAAGUCUCUGCACACAUCUAAAGCUGCAUUUACUAUUCUCCCAGGUACCGCUUGGGAUUCAUCAGGACUGUGUGGAGGUCAGAUUACGGCGCAGCACCAGGGCUAGACACUACAGUGCAGCAGGGCAUGUGGUGUGGAGACACUGAACCAGCAGAGAUUAGAGAUGAGAUCCAAGGUCUUGCAGCCUGACAAUUCAUGAUGAAUUAUGAUUUCAGCUCUGGAUGUAAAAUAUAAUGGAGCCGUUCAGUUAUCGCUGCAGCUCUGGAUGAGAUUGGAGUACAAGACUUGAUGUAAUUCUAGAUCAGUAUAAAGCAAGAAGUGUUCCUUUAAAAUGCUGGUCACAGUGACAACCGCCCAUCUGCUGCAGAUGAGUAACUUGUGGGGGGUCCGUAGUCAGGGAGCCUGUCAGCAGGAUGGGUGGGGGAGCAAUGAUCCUCAAGCUCAAAAUACAGUAUCACACAGGAUAGGAUUAGAUGCACAGCUCAGCAGACAGUAUCACACAGGAUAGGAUUAGAUACACAGCUCAGCAGACAGUAUCACACAGGAGAG
Messenger RNA from Bufo bufo (common toad), 4074 nucleotides. RefSeq names its product phosphodiesterase 2A (gene PDE2A). Gene Ontology annotation, cellular component: nucleus; cytosol; perinuclear region of cytoplasm. Gene Ontology annotation, molecular function: 3',5'-cGMP-stimulated cyclic-nucleotide phosphodiesterase activity; protein homodimerization activity; 3',5'-cyclic-AMP phosphodiesterase activity. Bases 373 to 3117 code for a protein of 914 amino acids. The transcript has 30 exons. NCBI's taxonomy places the organism in Eukaryota, Metazoa, Chordata, Amphibia, Anura, Bufonidae. Gene Ontology annotation, biological process: regulation of mitochondrion organization; negative regulation of receptor guanylyl cyclase signaling pathway; cGMP catabolic process. The record is from RefSeq and is a predicted model, not a curated record.